CACCUAGAAUGCACCUGACUUCAACUGAAAAUACGUCAUUUUGCUUACUGGGGGUCUUGUCCCGCGCACUCACACCCUGUAGAAGAGGCUACUCGUCUCACUCGCAGAACCGGAGGAGCUGGUGGCUAUAUUAUUCUGCAGUAGCUGUCUCCGGAGAGCGAAUGAAGGAAGAGGAUUGGAACAAACAGGCAGCAGACAUAGUAGCUAAAACUGCUGUGGACUCUUUCUCACCAAAAGAGGAACCAGACGGCAGGCACGCACGGACGCACAGGUCUAUCCUAACCGGACGAACCGACUAGUAAAUGGACAUAAUGUUUAAUCUAUCCACCGGCAGCAGAACGUGCAUAUACAGCAUCACCUUUCUGUCCGCGGUCGUGAUUUCCUCCUGCCACGCGCUCCGCCGCUGUGGGGACGUCCAGUGCGUUGAGGGCCAGCAGUGCUGCCCCCCUACUGUUACCGGCAACGGUAGCGCGAGUUCCAUGGUGCGCUGCUGCAAGCUCCCGCUGCAUAUAUUCUUCGACAACGUGGGCUGGGUGACGCGCAAGCUAUCCGGCAUCCUGAUCCUGCUGCUCCUCUUCGCAAUGGGCUACUUCAUCCAGCGCAUCAUCUGCCCGCGGCCGCGCCGACACCCCCACCCCGAACACCCCGAGGAGCCCUCUCUCUUCCACGGACACGUCACCGCGUCCCAGGACUCCCUACUGGACCGGUACCCCGAAUACAGUUUUGGGGACUUCACCUCGCCAGUGCUGCUACCCGCAUAUGACGAGGUGAAGUACCUGCCGACCUACGAAGAGACCAUGCAGGAGGUGCACAGAGACCAGUCGGAUGAUAAUUUCCUGGUCCAUUCGGAGGAGCCUGCUGCGGACGGAGGGACGCGGGGAGGACCGAUACCCAGAGAAGAGGGACAGGACACUUCAGGACACAACACACGCGCGUCACGGAAUUCUGUCUGACUAAAUGUGAUGGACUAUCCAAUUUAAGAAUUGUUAUUUUAUUAUGAACUAAAGGAGAGACUUACAGGCUAUAACUUAAGUGCAAUUACAAUCUGUUGCAAUGAAUGUUGAAAAUAAUAUGAACUGGCAAUUUGGUCAAUGACGUGAGUUUUAUAUGAUUGGGCGGAUGAUUCCCCUUUUGUAUGCAAAUUAAGACUUGGUAUGAGAAAAGGAGACAAUAAAAGAGAUAUGGCUGCUAUAAUUGGCGCUCUUUUGUGUAUUGACAGGCAGCUAAUUUGGCGCCGGUACAAUCACAUUAAGUUUUGCUUAACGGUUCAAUUUCCAAAGGCACCGUGAGACAGUUGGCUUUCUCCAUAUUUUUCUUUUAUGAGAUGAACAGGCAGAGAAUGAGUUUUUGAGUCUGCUGGGCCUGAAAGACGUCUAUUCAUUCUUAUAUCUAUAUCCUAGAAAUCAUGUCAUAUAAUAGUAUUUGUCGUUUUUCACACAUGUACAACUGUGUAUUAAUAUGCAUGCGAGAAUUGGAAAUGUUUUUUCUUUUCUUCAUUUCACAACUCUCCCCGAGACACCCCACUCAGAGAUUCACAGGCUGGGUCUAUGAGAAUAAACUAGUGCUGUGCAGUUUUCAGUAGCCUAGCGGGGAUUCAAAAGUAAUAGAAUAGUCACACCAUGAAAUGAAUACAAAUACUCUCUCCAACACAUCUACAUAAGCUAUGGCUGACAUUUUGUUACAUCAGAAAGUUAUUUUAUCCAAUGUGUCAGAGAGCUCAGCUCACACAUACUGCGGCAUGAACACUAUCCUCCCUCCUCAAUGAGAGAUGAUGAUGAUCCUAAAUACUGAUCCAAGGUCUAGUUACCAUGUGAGUAAGCAAACCACCAUCUUUGAUGUAGUGACCAUAGUUGAAUGACAAAACAUUCACCAUCAUCAGCAUUAGAGCACUUGAAUACAGACAUGCCUUGCAUGGAAAUAGGCAGGAAGAUGACUGAUAGACAAUACAGACAGUCAUAAAGACAGAAGUAUAGAAUAGACAGCAGUAAAUAAAGAGCUAAGCUGGCAGACAUAAAGCUGGAGCUGCAGACUGAGAUAGCCGGAAUACAGGAGAGAUCAGUGAACAGAGAUUACACCCUUGUCUGUUUAUUGAUUGAUCUGUCAUACUUACCUGUGUCUGUCUGUCUGUUGCUGGCAGACAGCAGACCAGUUAGCAGGCAGGUACAUUUCAAUAUCUUAAUGCUCAAUUCUAAAUCGAUCUGUAGCCCAGGAACCAGAAAUAAUAUACAGUUGAAGUCGGAAGUUUACAUACACUUAGGUUGGAGUCAUUGAAACUCCUUUUUCAACCACUCCACAAAUUUCUUGUUAACAAACUAUUGUUUUGGUAAGUCGGUUAGGACAUCUACUUUGUGCAUGACAAGUCAUUUUCCCAACAAUUGUUUACAGACAGAUUUCACGUAUAAUUCACUGUAUCCCAAUUCCAGUGGGUCAGAAGUUUACAUACAUUAAGUUGACUGUGCCUUUAAACAGUUUGGAAAAUUCCAGAAAAUGAUGUCAUGGCUUUAGAAGCUUUUGAUAGGCUAAUUGACAUAAUUUGAGUCAAUUGGAGGUGGACCUGUGGAUGUAUUUCAAGGCCAACCUUCAAACUCAGUGCCUCUUUGCUUGACAUCAUGGGAAAAUCUAAAGAAAUCAACCAAGACCUCAGAAAAUUUUUUGCAGACCUCCACAAGUCUGGUUCAUCCUUGGGAGCAAUUUCCAAACGCCUGAAGGUAACACGUUCAUCUGUACAAACAAUAGUAAGCAAGUAUAAACACCAUGGGACCACGUAGCCGUCAUACCACUCAGGAAGGAGACGUGUUCUCCUCCUAGAGAUUAACGUACUUUGGUGCGAAAAGUGCAAAUCAAUCCCAGAACAACAGCAAAGGACCUUGUGAAGAUGUUGGAGGAAAUAGGUACAAAAGUAUCUAUAUCCAAAGUAAAAUGAGUCCUAUAUCAACAUAACCUGAAAGGCCACUCGGCAAGGAAGAAGCCACUGCUCCAAAACCGCCAUAAAAAACCCGGACUACGGUUUGCAACUCCACAUGGGGACAAAGAUCGUACUUUUUGGAGAAAUGUCCUCUGGUCUGAUGAAACAAAUAUAGAACUGUUUGUCCAUAAUGACCAUCGUUAUGUUUGGAGGAAAAAGGGGAUGCUUGCAAGCCAAAGAACACCAUCCCAACCGUGAAGCACGGGGUUGGCAGCAUCAUGUUGUGGGGGUGCUUUGCUGCAGGAGGGGCUGGUGCACUUCACAAAAUAGAUGGCAUCAUGAGGCGGGACAAUUGUGUAUAUAUUGAAGCAACAUCUCAAGACAUCAGUCAGGAAGUUAAAGCUUAAAGCUUGGUCGCAAAUGGGUCUUCCAAAUGAACAAUGACCCCAAGCAUACUUCCAAAGUUGUGGCAAAAUGGCUUAAGGACAACAAAGUAAAGGUAUUGGAGUGGCCAUCACAAAGCCCUGACCUCAACCCUAUAGAAAAUUUGUGGGCAAAACUGAAAAAGCAUGUGCGCAAGGAGGCUGAAAAAACCUGACUCAGUUACACCAGCUCUGUCAGGAGGAAUGGGCCAAAAUUCACCCAACUUAUUGUGGGAAGCUUGUGGAAGGCUACCCAAAACGUUUGACCCAAGUUAAACAAUUUAAAGGUAAUGCUACCAAAUACUGAUUGAGUGCAUGUAAACUUCUGACCAACUGAGAAUGUGAUGAAAUAAAUAAAAGCUGAAAUAAAUCAUUUUCUCUACUAUUAUUCUGACAUUUCACAUUCUUAAAAAAAAGUGGUGAUCCUAACUGACCUAAGACAGGGAAUUUUUGCUAGGGUUAAAUGUCAAGAAUUGUGAAAAACUGAGUUUACACGUAUUUGGCUAAGGUGUAUGUAAACUUCCGACUUCAACUGUAGCUAUGUCCAGCUAAGCUUAUGAUAGACUAGGUGGCAUUUUUGGCCAUACUUUUUAAACCGUACCUAACCACUCUUCUCAGAUCUACACAGAAAAUGACACAGGGAGUAGGGUUCUAUUUGGAAUUGGGCAAUAGAUUUCUACAUUUACAAACUACUCCUCUGUGCACAGCCUAGGGUACAGCCACAUCCUCUCCACAGUAGGCUGGGCGAGAAAAGUCAUCAUUAAUCUUUCUGUGGAACAGUGGACCGUUGAGAUGCACCAACUCUCCAAGAACUGGUUUAUCUGAAGUGCAUAAGAGUGGAUAAGCAAUGAGAAACUAAAGGAUACUCAUUAGGAGUUUGAGUUA
Messenger RNA from Salvelinus fontinalis (brook trout), 4212 nucleotides. RefSeq lists its product as uncharacterized. Bases 303 to 953 code for a protein of 216 amino acids. The transcript has a single exon. Lineage: Eukaryota; Metazoa; Chordata; Actinopteri; Salmoniformes; Salmonidae. The record is from RefSeq and is a predicted model, not a curated record.